Molecule: messenger RNA, 11282 nt
Organism: Hypanus sabinus (Atlantic stingray)
Lineage: Eukaryota; Metazoa; Chordata; Chondrichthyes; Myliobatiformes; Dasyatidae
Gene: fbxo42
Product: F-box protein 42
Exons: 10
Coding region: 216-2372 (718 amino acids)
Molecular function (GO): protein binding
Source: RefSeq, a predicted model, not a curated record
GUGACGCCCUCCGCUGCGUGCGCGCCGCCGCGGCGCUGCUGCUUCUGGCGGAAGAUGGCGGAUCUCGGGGAGUGAGAGCGGGAGUCGCCGGGAGGCCAGCGGCGGAAACACGGAAGCGCCGGAGGGGCACGGCAUCUAUCGGAAGCGGCGACCCUUAGCGCGCACAACAGCCGGCGCCAGGGGGAGGGGUAGCGAGCUCGGCCGAGUGGCAUGAGAUGGCCAGCUCAUCAGACAGUGAGGAUGACAGUUUUAUUGCCAUGGACACAGAAGAAGUACUGGAUGGACCCAUGGAGCAGGACGAAGAAGCUCACGUUGAAUUAGAAGUUGAGGAACUGAGGCAUAACCGCUCAAUGUUAGAAUUGCCUGAGGAGGUGCUGGAAUACAUCUUGUCCUUUUUGUCUCCAUAUCAAGAGCACAAAACAGCUGCUCUUGUUUGUAAACAGUGGUAUCGACUCAUUAAAGGUGUGGCUCACCAGUGUUAUCAUGGUUUUAUAAAAGCUGUUCAGGGAGGAUAUAUUCAAUGGGAGAGCCGAACCUAUCCAUAUCCUGGGACUCCAAUUACCCAGCGCUUUUCGCACAGUGCUUGUUACUAUGAUGCCAACCAGUCUAUGUACGUCUUUGGGGGUUGCACUCAAAGCAGUUGUAAUGCAGCGUUCAAUGACCUCUGGCGGCUUGACCUCAAUAGCAAAGAAUGGAUCCGACCUCUGGCUUCAGGUUCCUAUCCAUCUCCAAAGGCUGGAGCUACAUUAGUUGUCUACAAGGAUCUUCUGGUGCUAUUUGGGGGUUGGACUAGGCCAAGUCCCUACCCUCUGCACCAACCUGAAAGGUUUUUUGAUGAAAUACAUACUUACUCACCUUCCAAAAACUGGUGGAACUGUAUUGUUACAACUCACGGACCCCCUCCAAUGGCUGGCCACUCAUCUUCUGUAAUAGGAGAUAAAAUGAUUGUAUUCGGAGGUUCAUUAGGCUCUCGACAGAUGAGCAAUGAGGUCUGGAUUUUGGAUUUGGAGCAAUGGGCCUGGUCUAAACCAGCAACUUCGGGUAAUGUGCCUCAUCCGAGGGGUGGACAGUCCCAGAUUAUUAUUGAUCAUGAAACUAUUCUGAUCCUGGGAGGUUGUGGAGGACCCAAUGCACUGUUUAAAGAUGCAUGGCUGCUACACAUGAACGUGACCCCUUGGACGUGGCAACAGCUAAAAGUGGAGAAUGAGGAGCAUGGAGCACCUGAGUUAUGGUGCCAUCCAGCCUGUAGGGUUGGUCAAUGUGUAGUAGUGUUCAGCCAGGCUCCCAGUGGUAGAGCCCCUCUGAGUCCCAGCUUACAUUCCCGGCCAUCUCCUAUCAGUGCCACACCUCCGGCCCUUGGCGCAGAAAUAAGAGAGCAUCGUUCACAAUCCCCUGUACGGAGUACUGAUGAAGUUCCCUGUGUGAAUGGACGCUGGGGCACGUUGAGGCCAAGGACACACAGACCAGCUGCAUCCAGUUCUCGGGAAGGCAGUCUAUCUCCAGCAAAAGGAGAAAGGUCUCCAGUGUUAAAUGGUGGAACAUUAUCCCCAGUAUCCUUAUCUGGUUCUUUGGAUAGCCCAGUGCAGCCAGGAUCCCCUAUCCCAUCAUCUGUGGUCGAAGCAUAUGAUCUUCGAGGUUCAAUUGGAGGACUUCCACAUGUCAUGAGACAAAGCACAGCAGUGGAACAGAAGGCUGAGUCAGGAUUAGAUUCAUAUAGGUCCCAGGAUUUGGUAAAUUGGGAUUCAAAACCCUCUUCUAGCCAUGGUGUAGAAGAUAAUGGGACAAGUCCAGGAACUGAGAUUACUGUUUCAGAGCAAACAAAUGGAAUUCACACACCACCUCAUGUCGUGACUGCUUCUCCAGGCCCAGUUUCACCAGGAGCACUCCGAAGAGGGCUGGAGGCAGUGAGGGAUUUCUUACCGCAAAGUUCGAUAUCUGUCGUGCCAGCAAGCUCAAGUUCGGCUCCUUCAUCUGUGUUGCCCGCAAAUCAUGGUCAAAGUUCAAACAGUACUGAUGUACCACUGCGCCCCGCACCUGCCCAGGCAGAUGGACAUGCUCUGCCACCAAUUGCACGUCGAUUAGGCCACCACCCACCUCAGUCUCUAAAUGUAGGCAAGCCCUUAUACCAGAGCAUGAACUGCAAGCCAAUGCAAAUGUAUGUGUUGGAUAUAAAGGAUGCAAAAGAGAAGGGAAAAGUUAGUUGGAAAAUUUUCAACAGUGGCUCAGUCGUAGGCCCACCGGAAACCAGCCUCCACACAGUUGUGCAAGGAAGGGGAGAACUGAUAAUUUUUGGAGGACUGAUGGACAAGAAACAGAAUGUGAAGUACUAUCCAAAAACCAAUGCAUUGUAUUUUGUGCGAGCUAAGAGAUAAUGCACCGCCUGCAGGUAUUUCACAUUACCUGACGCACACCCAUAAGCUGUGAAUUUAAAAAAAAAGAUUUAUCUGUAAAACUACUCUGGAAGUGGUUUAAAGUUUGCUAGUUAAAACACAAAUUUUACUCCAUUCCAGUGAAUUGGUUAUAUUCAGACUUAUCUAUCUUAAUUUGACUCUCGCUAUGUUCUCGAAAGCUUCUGCUGCUUUCAAUACUGAUUGGAUAAAGAAGUGGUGCGUGAACACUUCCACCUGUUGCGGUAACUUGUGUGGUAUGCUACAAGUUAGCAAACUUGCUUUAGCUAGGUGAGAUCUUACUAUAAACAACUGCCGUUGCAUUGGCAGGGCACAGUGAGUCUGCAGGAGUAUGUCGUGCCUUGUUUGAAGUUUCAACUUCAAACAGGAGGAAAUGCCCAGUUCACUAAUAUGGGCAAUUUUGUAAUUCAGUAAUUUGGUUGCAAACUUCAGUCUGUCCUGUGACAUUUCUUUACCAAAUCAGCUAAUUGACAUAAACCAUUAUUCCAAGGAUUGCACAUGCUGACCCCAAAGCCAGUUGAGUUGACACAUACAUACAGGUCCGUGAAAGGUGUUGUAAAGCAUUUCAGUUUUCUUUUAUUGCAGUUUGUCACUUAAUUUAUUUUUUAAAGAGAAACAGUGUAGGUAGUUUAUUAAGAGAAAAGUUUAAGUAUGGGCUCAAUUAUUGUACUCAUUCCUCUCCAGAAGUCUUGAGGUAUAUUUACCCAGCUGAACAUUGAAUAGCUCAUAACUUCUUGUACUUUUCCAUGUUGGGAGGAAAACACUAAACCUCAUUGCUUACAAGGACAUCUGUGUAUCUAUCCUAUUAUUACUGGGAGACAGAAAACCAAGCAAUAUUAGUGUUCCUAAUGAAGAUGCAAAAUUGCCGUACAGCCGAGUCUACUGCCACCCAUUAGGAUAAAUUCAAGAUAAAAGGAGGCCUUCUUUGUUACUGACUGAGUGUGAUAAUAUUCAGUUAGAUUGUGCAGAAAUUCAAUGUUAUAUUAAAGUCUGUCAUGGUAAACUUUUAUUUCAGUUCAGAUAGAACAGAAACUAUUGUUUCUGUAUUUUUAAAUAUCAGAGAGCUAGUUGGUUCAGCCGUCUUUGGGAGCAUUUCCCAUUCUGCUGAUGUCAAUUAACUUAUCAGUGUCAUAAAUAUUCAUUAGGAGAUUACUUUUUCUUUUGUGAAAUGUAUUUUACUUUUUGACUUCUUUCUGUUUUUCAAUUAUAGCUAUUAAUUGGCAACAUGCAAUGGCCUUGUUCACCAGUUUUAUAGUGGUGUCUGUUUACACCAUAAACAGUGGGUGUGUUAUUGAAGUCACAUUGGAAUUUGUUUAUAUUUUCUUUUAUUCACCUAUUGCAUCAUCUAAUUUCUAAUUGCCUCAAAGGCUAAGCUGCCAUGAAGAAGUGGGUAUUGAGCUGCAAAUCUGCAUUAAGGGUAUUUCUUGAACAAUUUUCUUUGUUGUUUUUUUUGUGCUGAUAUCGCAUUCACCCUCAGACACCAUGUCAGUCUAACUUGCUGACAUUUUAUUGCCAGCCACUGUUUCUGUUACAUUGCUUUUAGGAUUGCCUCAGUGUGGUGAGUUGUAGAUGUAAUUUCCCACAUGUAUGGGAAAUUGCCUUUAUAAUUGUGUAGUAUCUUGGGUAGAAGCCAAGGUGAGUCUGCAAAGGGGAAAACCAUGACAGAAUUAACCUACCUCUGCUCUAGGCUGUAUAGUGUCCUUGCAGCUACUUUGAAUGCUAAGAUAGUCUUGCCUCCUAACUUUAUUUGCUCACCGUUGUCUCCAUUUUCAAGUUUCAGUGGGAGGACAGGUAACAACAUUGAACUCCAGCUCUUGGUAAUGUAGUGGCUGUAUUUAGGAUUAAAGAUGAACUUGAGGCAUGUGUGUACAAUUCCCUCACUGUAAUGUAUUGUGUCUUUUAAAGUGAGACAGUUUGUGGGGGAGAAAUUGUGUUCUUGUUUCAUUCACCUUAUUGUUUAAAUGUAACAAACUGCUGAUUAUAAAGGAUGCAGGAGCUUUUGUAAGAUUUAGUCAAGAGCAGUAAAAAGCAGAAGUUGCAUCUUUUCAGACUGAAUGGCAGCGAAUGCAAGCCAUCAGUUAAAGAAUUUGCUCCAGGAUCUGGGAGCUAGUGACUGAAGAUUGUAGUUUUCAAAUUAGAACUCAUGGUCAUCUUGAAUUUUGAUGGAUGAGGUUUUGAUUACUAAUAUGUAUUUGUGUAACCAUCCAUAUAUUAUCUAGGGUGUAGAGGAACUGCAUCCCAAGUCUGAUCAUUACACAGUAGAGAAGAAUAUCCAGUCAAUAAAUGUAGUGGUUCACACAGCCCCUUCAGCUGUCUUUGUUGUGUGAUGGUUUGGAGCUUGCUGCAACCAAUGCAUCUUUAGAAUCCACAAUAUUUUAUGUAAUGUGACAUAGUCAAGAGGCCCAGGUGAUUUUUAUACUGAUUUGGUUUCUUUACGGAUGCCAGAUCCUUUCAAAAUGCAGCAGUUCAGUAAUUGUAAAGUGUUGAUAGUUUCCCCUGAAGCCACAGAAUCCUCUGCAGUCCUUGAGGCCACAGGGAAGCCACUCUGGAGAAAUAUGAGCUCGUCACAGCUCAGAGUGCUGCAAGUUGUUGAAAACCUAUGGCUUCAUUAAUUAUACGCAGUAGUGCCCUGCUGCCCAAGGUGAAAAAAUACGUUGAAGGCAGUAAUGGGGCUUGCACAGAUUUGCACAGAUGUAAUCCCUUUGCCAGACCUGCUGCUUGAUUUAUUUUCUACAGAUUUUAGGAAAUAUAGGAAUGAACUAAAAUGCUGCUCAGAUUUGAAUCCAGUAAAUAUAGCUGGUGUGCAAACUUACUUUUUGAUGUGUUACAGGUUUAUGAUAAGGCUUUUGGUGGUAUGGGUAUAUAUCUGGUGAAUACAUUCUCAGUUCAUUGAAUUUAUGCCCUGCUUUGAUAAGGUCUGUGGUGCCCAUGUGUUUGAAUCUUUCUGCAGGUAAAACCACAGCUUUGGUGCUAUUUAUGUUGGCCUCUUCGCUGAUGAGAUUGAUUCCGAAAAUCCUUGUGUUAAUAGUAAAUUCUAUGCAAUGUUUUUAUCCCAAAACAUGGUUGUUCAGAUUAGUAUGACUUAUCCCUCUUCUGGUUCUUAAAAUGUUUGGGAUCCAUCCCUUUUUAUGCAGUUAUCGUGUAGGUUGUGUAUCUACUGCCUCUUUAAGCUUGAUGUGGCUCCAGGAUUAUGAGCCUGGUGAAAGGUGUUUUGAACCAGGUAACUAUCUGUGAUAGCAUAACUAAAAUGAUGCAAUAUGGCAGAUGGCAAACCAUCUGUUCUCACUUAUGGGACUUGAUGGGGUGGCUCUUUGCUGGGGUUUAGGAUUUUCUCCACUGGUGGCCAAAGCAUUAUUUGUUAGUUUUGUCCAGCACAAACAGUAGGAAGCCCACUAGUACUAUGUGAAUAAGUUGUUUUCACCUGUUAUGAAUGAGCAUGUAUCCCUUUCUAAUUAACUGUAUUCUGCCAAUCCGUGCCUAUAAAGAAGAGGUCCAAGCCAUUUUGGACCCAUUCAUUCUGCAGUUGUAGUCUGAUUCAAAGACUCAUGUAAUUCUUGCCAUGUUUCAGAUGCCAGAUUGUAUAGUUACCAAUACUGUAUGUGCAGUUUGUGUUUGCACAUCCUGGCCUGAUUUCAAUAUGUAUGUCCUUGGUCAAUCACCUAAUUAUGCUUAUAGAUUGCUCAACUUUUGACCCACCCCCCUGGCCUUCAGCUGUUGGCAGUGCAUCGGAUAAUUUCAUAAACUCAGCUCUUGUGAAACUGAACAUCAAUACAAAUCUACACAGUAAACUCCAAAUGCAAAAAUACCACUCAAAACUUGAAUUUGACUACUAAUAAUCUCCUCCCAAUAUUCUGUCCAUUGCUGUAUUUAGAGAACUUGAGGGUAACAUUAACUUUCCUUUGCAGAUUUCCAUCAUUGCCAGCAGGAAGUAUUUUCACCAAUGUAAGAGUUUAUCUAUUUCUCAAAUUUGAAGUGGCACAUUUAACUUCAUGAGCUUUCUCCAUGUCACUUUUCCACUAUUUCAAUUUUAUACCCAUUGUAAUUUUUUUUUAAAUGAUGAAAUAGUGAAUAAGUUCUAUUUUCAAUAUCAUGCUUGCAGGUUAGUGCUAUUUCCAAUACCUCACCUUCACACGAGCACUUUUUUUAACAACAUAUAUUUACUCUCCAUUUCCCAAAUCAGGAUUAUACUUUUCUGUGACCGCUGCCCCUCGAUGGCCUAGUAUUUCACACGGGAUUGUUAUACUCAACAGACUUAGAGAAUUGUUCUGUUAAUCUGUUAUAUAAUAACCUUAACAUAAUUUAGGAUCGUGACUGAUUUAGAGAAGGAACCCUAAUUAAAAGAAACACGAGUACGCACAAUGUUUUCAGUGCUUCUUAAAAGACUUGGUAUUCAAUUAAAUACUUUUGAAAUUCAUUCACUUAAUAGACAAAUGAAAACAAUUAGCAUAAACUUCUACAAUGUUAUAAAUGAGACAAAUGACAUGUACUUUAUAUUUUCUCUCUUAGCACUCUAUUAAGGGAAUAAUCUAGGUUAUGGUGUGCUUUAUUCAACACAUCAAUAAAUUUGGAAUGCUUUUUAAAGAAAUGCUGCAUAUGCCUGCAUUUCAAAUGAGUUUAUGCAGUGGUAGAAUGAUAAAGUUCAGAAAAAGGUCAUGGGAAUUUAACCUUUGAACUUGUGAAACAGGGGAGUGACCUAUAGUAGCAAAAUCUCUUAUUUUUAACUGGUAUGAACAGAUGGGUUUACUUUUAGUUUCAGUUAUCUGCAUAGUUUCUGAGGCUUAUGCAGUGGAUAUUAUAUCUGUAGUUUUUUUUCCCCCUUCUGAAAUGCCGCUGCUGCUUUGAAUACUUCAGGAAUUUUUAACUGGUAUUGGAUAAAUUGCUCUGGUUUACAUGCAACAUGUCUGUACACAUCAGAUGAAAAACAUUUGAAAAGGCAUAAUCUCUGAUUUCUGGAUAGCGCAGAUUUUCUUGAGGUUAAUUGACUUACUAUUUCUUUAUACUCUGUUUAAAAGUGCAAACAAAUUUGGAUUUUUUUUCAAAAAUCUAAAUAUACAUUUUAUACUAAUGAAAAAUAACAAAAAUAUCCCAUGACUGGUGCAUUUCACCAACUAUUAGGUAAUUUAGCACUGACAGGCAUGUCUGAUACAAAACAUAGACACAAGCAUGCGUGGCCAGUAUUGUAGAUCUUGCACUGGAUCUUCAAGUGCAACAUCACCAAUGACUUUCUCUUUAUUAUUUUGUCUGCAAAUCAUCUGUUUGAUUUUUAAUCAUUUGUAAAUGAUUCAUUAUUGUGUCAUGGAGUUGUACUGUGUAGAAACAGGCUCUUCUGCUGACUGGGUCUAUGUGGAUCAUCAUGCCUGUCUAUACAAAUCCCACAAUUUCUUAGCCCUCUGUGCCUUGCUCAUUCAAGUAUUUGUCCAGAUACCUCUUAAAUUUUACUGUUAUGACUGCUCAUUCCAUAUUCUAGUUGCUCUUUAUGUUAAGUCUCAUCUAAACCUAUGCCUUCUGGUUUUAGAGAUCCCUACCAUAAAAAACAGAUUCUGUCUUUCUUAUCCAUGCCUCUCAUACUGCUCAGUCUCCUUUGCUCCAGUGAAAAGAGACACAGCCCACCCACUCUCUCCUCAAAACUUAAAUCCUCCAAUCCGGGCAACAUCCUUUUGUAACUUCUCUGUACCCUCUCUAGUUUAAUGACUACUUUCCUGUAGUAUGGUAAACAGAAUGGCACACAAUGCUCCAAGUAUAACCUUUGUGCAGCUGUAACACGCAACUCUUGCACUUAGUGCUUCAACUGUUGAAGGCAAGCAUGCCAUAAGCCUCCUUCACCACCUUGUCAAACUGUGUUGCUGCUUCCAGUGAACCAAGAACACUUGCCCAGGACCCUACCUCUCACUAAAGUAUGUCCUGCCCUGGUUUAACUUCCAAAAUGCAUAACUGAGUUCAUUCCCAUCUACCAUUCCUUGGUCCACCUGCCUAGUCAAUCUAUAUCCCAUUGGAACCUCCUUCAUUGUCUACUCUACCAUCAAUUUUGGUGUCACCUGAAAUCUUGCUCACCAAAUAUAUCUUUGUCCUAAUCUUUAAUAUUUAUGAUAACCAACAGAGUCCCAGCACUUUUCAGACAUUCUGUGAAAAACAACACUCCACUGUUUCCCUACCUCCAAGCCAAUUCUCUAUCCAUUUGGCUAGCUUGCUCUGGAUCCCAUGUGUCCUAACUUUCUGGACCAGUCUACAAAGCUGGACCUUGACAAAGGCCUUGCUAAAGUGCGUGUAUCAAAUAUCUACCCCUCUAUCCUUGCCAGUCCUCUUGGAAGUAAGAAAUGAUCUGUCUUCCCCUCUUCCCACCUUAACAACCCCUUCAUACACAACACAUUCUUGAACCCAACGUAUCUUUAUUUGUCCUAAAUUUUUUUAAUGUUCAAAGCACAAUCGAUUUAAAAAUUUCAAGUCAAGCUUUAUCAGUGGAAAAAUAAAGUUUAAGAGCAGUUUGGAGAAAUUUCAACUAUUUCAACAAUUUAAUGUGAGUGGUAGAAUUUUGUAAAACCUGCAUUUGUUCUUAAAUUACUGUUGUGAUGAUUGCAUGUAAUUGAAUCAGCUUUGGUAAGCUGUGCUAAAUUGGGUUUCUCCCCGUCAGUACAAUUUCUAUUUGUAUCAGAAACUUUUUAUUAUACAGUGGUCUUGUGUGAAAUCUGCAUAGCAUUUCCACACAAAUGCAACAGUACUUUGCAUAUUGAGUUAAUCAGGUGUGUUCCUGAGUCCACGAUUUGGAGUGUAAUGGAAGUUUUGUAAAAAAUGAACCAAUUUGUAAUUAAAAAGAUGUUGCUUAAAGAAAGAUUGGAAUUAUUAUUGCUGCUGAGCAAAGUACUGCCCAGACUGGGUAGUCCUAAUACUCCAUGUAUUUGAGUUCUCAUCAAGGAAGGUCCCAGGUUAAUUUGCUGAUUUGUUUUGUUUCAACUGAUCUUGGCCAGAUUAGUUAUAGGAGUGAAUGGCGCUGUCCUAGUAGGAAAUAUAAAUUAUUGUUCUUCAGAUAGAAAGUGCAUGUUUAUAGAAGUUGGGAUGUCCUUUGUGAUUAUAUCGCCUUCCAACAUACCAAAGUAACUUACAUAUGAUGAUUGACAAUUUUGGUAACAUGCUGGAGCAGGGGUUCCCAAUUUGGGGUCAACAGACCCCUUGCUUUAUGGUAUUGAUCCAUGGCAUAAAAAAAGGUUGAGGAACCUCUGCACUAAAGGAUACCCGGCUCGUCUGGAACCUGUUCCCCAGUGAGGGUAGCAAUUGGAAAAAGGAGGGAAGUGGGCUGAGCACAGUGCAAUUGAAUGGAAAAACAUAAUUAGUUGAACAUAUGUCAUCUAUAUGCCAUAGUUAAGGUGGAAUAGUGUAGAUAUAAUGGUGAUGACCCACUGUUAAUUAAACUUGGAUGGGACCCCUUAUUUUCAACAUUGAUUAUAUUUACACAAAGCUACUCUCUUUCACUAAUAGAGUAGAAUAAUAAGCUUGGUCAUGUCCUAAAGCUACCUCACCAAUGACUAUACAGCAUAUUGUGUAACAUUUGUGCUGAAGGCUAAAAAAUGUCAAAACUUUAAAUGUCAGGUUUUACUUAAACUGCUGCUAAGAGCAUAUUUUUUGUUAGUUUCAUUUCCAGCUAUAUAAAGCAGAUUGUUUGAUUUUCACCUAAGAUUUAUUGAAUUGAUAGUCAUUUUCAACAGUGGUCAAAGUAGUUUUAUCUCCAUUUUUUGACAAAGCUGUUUCUAAAGUGAGGCUCAUUUGAAAGUUCAUGAAGUUAAUGAAAAAUAUGGUCAUGCUAGAUGUCCCUGUGAAAGAAACUAUACAUCUGAUUUUUUUCAGGUGUUUUCCACAAACCAUUUAACAUUGGUUCAUGUCCAGAGUGAUCUGAUACCUUAUAACAUUAAUAUUUUGCUUCUUUCUCAGGCUGUAAAACAGACUUAGUACUACAUUGUUGGAAGUUACAGACUGAUCUAAACAAUUGCAGAAUAUACACGCAGUGUGCCUGGUAGAUUGGCUGGAAGCCAUACUCAUCAAGAAUGCAAUAAAGGGAAGUCAUGGCAAGUAACUACAGUUUCACAUACAUCAGAAGCUAAGACUAUAAGGCCUUUUUUUAAUUUGGAAGUUACCAUUUUAAGUGCCUGGCAUUAACAACUCUAAGACUUUGAAACCAGCUUACUUCUACUUAUCUAAUAUAUUGAUUUUCAGCAAGGCACCCAUCUAUUUUGAGAAAUGACAGAGACUGCAACAACUAAUGCAAAAUCAUGGAACCUUCAAUUAUGUUUCUUGUCAUAUUUAAUGCCAUGCAGCUAUGGGCAUUGGGGAUUGUAGAAGGAUGAAUGUUUACUGGACAGAUGAGCUCAGGCUGGGCCAGUUGUGUACUCCCGUCACUAACUGUUAACAAUUUCAAUCACUUUUUUUCAUAGUGCAAGAUUACUGAAUGCAGUGACCACAUAGGCACCUAAGUAUAUGUUGAACAGCAGCAGGAACUUUACCUCAAGUAGGUCUCAAUGGACACAGUUUCUUCAAUUUCAGAAAACUGGUAAAUUUACGUUUUGCUGCUGAACUGAAGGUAGACUCCUUCGUUUGUUUAAAGUAGGACAAAUAUCUGCUGCCUUACCUGAUCCCAUUAGGAGACUGAUCAAUGCAGAUUUCUAUUUUAAAGCUACGAAUAGUGCUAACUCUGCUGCUAUUUAUAAAAAUUUAUUUGGUAGUUAAUUACAUACUGGUUUUGAAAGUUGCCUCACUGACUCUGAAGGAUGCGUGAGGAAAAUUACAAUAAUUCAACACAUCAUUAAAAGAGCUGGAAAUCUGAAACAACUAGACCUACUAUUUGCAAGUUACCAGCAUUUGCUUGAAAAAAAAACAAGACGUUUGUGU